Molecule: messenger RNA, 2115 nt
Organism: Cloeon dipterum
Lineage: Eukaryota; Metazoa; Arthropoda; Insecta; Ephemeroptera; Baetidae
Exons: 3
Coding region: 834-1211 (125 amino acids)
Source: RefSeq, a predicted model, not a curated record
CAUAAGCGUGGUAAAUUGUGUUUAUGAUGUGUUUUGUGUUGUUUUUGCCCUAUCUGGGGGCGUGAAAGUUUUGUGUUUGUGUAGUGAUGUGAAGGGGGAUAACUGAUUGGUGUUGCUGGAGGGUGAGUAACUAUUGUAAGAUGCCUGGAGAGGGUGUUUUCACGGGGUGGCUUGGAGGUUGUCCAGAAAGCGAUGCAGCCAUAGAAGCAAUGAUUGGCAUGUUUCUCAUCUUUAAAUGUGUUGUUUGGGUCAUGCCCAAGUUAUUGUUGGGCGCGGUGGGUCAAGCGGCUAAUUUUGUCGGUAAUUUAGCGGUUAAACCAGCGGCUAAAAUAGCGGCCAAACACGCGGCACUGUUUCCUUUAAUAUUGAUGGCGAUGGAUGGCACUAAACAAGUGUUCAAAUCAGUUGCUAACUUAGCGACCUUCAAGUUGCAAAUCUCUUGGUUAUGUGUGGACACAUGACUCGUUUAUUGAUAAUUUUAAAGCUUUGAAUUUGUUAAAAUAAUGUGAAGAACAGAGAUGCAUUGCAGCCCGCAAAUUUAAUUUUUAUUUUGCAAUAGAUGAUUCAUGCGUUAUUUUGUGACACAUUUACAAGACAAAUUUUGUGACAAAUCGUGUCCGGGUUGAGUUAGAUAAAUGUGUCGGUGCCGUGAAGGACCAAAUUGCAGCUGGUGAAAGUUGUGUAUCCCGUGCCAAGAGUUACAAUCAUAGUUGGUGAGACCAUGCAGCCGAAGCCUCAUUGUGUGUUGUGUGUUGUGAGUAGUUAUGGAGACAGAAAUAUUUUUGAAUGUUUUCAUUGUGUUUUUGUGGCCCAAUGAGUGAAGUUAUCAAAAUAUGGAAAUUAUAUUGUUCACAAUCAGUAGGGAGAUGGAAGACACUGAUGCUGCGGAAGAGUGCGCGUUGGAGAAGCCAACUGAAGCCAAACAACAGAGUUCGGACGUUGAUUCCAAAUUGAGGGAUGACCUGAGCAGCGAAGAUUCGGACUCUGACCAGGACAUCUUUUUAGAGUUUGACAGCCCGAAGGAACAGACAAUGCCAGUUGGCAGCAGUGAAACAGAGGAUCAUCUUCCAGGAAGUGUGCCCGAGCUAUCAUAUGUUGCAGUUCGGCAAUCAAUGCAAAUUCUUGUGGAGGACUGGCAGUUAGAGUUGGCGAAAUUGGCUGCAUGUGCAAGAGGCCCAGUGCCAAAGAGAAGGAGACCGAUCUUCAACUAAUAGACGGGGUGAUCAUUCUUGUAAAGUGUGUGGUUUGCUUUGUAAUGCAGGAAGAUUAUUUUCGAUCAUUUUUAUUGUAAAUUGUCGGCUAGUGGUGACAAUCCUUUUGUAGUUGGAUGCUUUUGUCUUGGAUUUAUUUUUUUUCGAGUGGGUUUUUGCAGUGUGGUGGUCGGGUUGUUGUAUAUAAAACUGGAAUUGGUGGCUGACAUUAAAAGAUAAUAGGGAAGUGAAAUUUGAAAAACAAUGUUUUAUUGAAUUCAAUGGCGGUACACUACCCGGGUUGCAUUCCGAUGAAAAGAGCUACAAAUAUUUAUAAAUUUAUAAGAAAGUGUGUGAUACAAUUGCCUAUAAGCCUUUACACAUGUGCAAAUCAGAAACAUCCCGUAUGGUAAUAAUUAGUUUCAUACCGAGAAAAAGAAAAUUUAUCAAAAAUUUUGAAACAGAAUGAGUGCACUAUUAUUUGAAGGGUGCACCUCGACAUGCGCCUCCCUUUGAGGUCAACUGCCUCUCAAAGUGUCUCAUUGCAUCUGGUGCAACUUUACACGGGCAUCGAGCCCAACCAGCUCCUCCCUGAGCUUGCGCUGUUUCCUGUACAUGGCGUUGAUCUCUCUUUGUACUUGAUCAAUUUCACGGAACUUUCCGGCGUAGUCAACGUGUUUGUUGGACAGGUCAGCUUGAAUGUUGUCAAGUCUGCGGUAGAAUGUUUUAAUUGCCCUCUCACAAGUUGCAAUUGAUGCUGUAAUAGACAUGUAAUUAAAUGGCGACAAUACUUGAAAUAAAGAACAUUUACCUUUAGCUGAAGAGCACCUGGCUUGCAAUUGCUGGUGCUCAGAAGCUGCGAAGUUACCCUCCGUGUUUUGGCAGGGAUCCAUGUUAGUAGGAUUCCCCUUGUGUUGGAAGUUGU